Fulvia fulva is the source of this 1725-nucleotide messenger RNA. RefSeq names its product SNF1 protein kinase subunit beta-3. Gene Ontology annotation, biological process: signal transduction. The record is from RefSeq and is a predicted model, not a curated record. NCBI's taxonomy places the organism in Eukaryota, Fungi, Ascomycota, Dothideomycetes, Mycosphaerellales, Mycosphaerellaceae. Gene Ontology annotation, molecular function: protein kinase binding. Bases 1 to 1725 code for a protein of 574 amino acids. Gene Ontology annotation, cellular component: nucleus; cytoplasm; nucleotide-activated protein kinase complex. The transcript has 2 exons.
AUGGGGAACAGCGAGAGUAAAGACGCGGCGGCGCCCAAGUCGCCGGCGACGACCGGCGCGGAACGAGAGAAGAGGUCAGGCACGAUCCGCGUGGGUGAAGGGCGACACGGGCAGUACUCGCUCUCCCACCAGCGGAAAGGUUACGGCGACCAACCCACGGCCACACAAGUCGGCAGCACUUCCGCCUCCAUCUCGACAGACAAAACAUACGCCCAUGCCACCGUCUCGGCAUCGCCCAGCCACAAGUUCCACUCCCGCGCGCGAUCGAUCACGACGGGCACGCCCAGGCUCGCCGCGCAAGAGUUAUCGCUCAGUCACAAGUCCGAGAGCUCGGCCAUGGGCAGCAGCGACAGCAAGCCGCAGCAUCGGCCGCCCUCGCGCUCCAACACCCUACCAACGCAUGCGACCCCACCUGCGAGGCGCACUGCGACGCCCGAUCUGCAAGAGCAGCCAGCACCGCAACAUGCAGAGCCGGUAGACGUGCCCCCACCGGCGCAGGAUGGGGCGACCGAGUCAAAAGAUGAUGACUACAUACCCACUGGAUACGCAGAGUCGCCCUACAGUCUCGCACCGGCCAACUUUAGUCGACCGCCUAGGUUGCCGUUGCCUAUUGAGGAGGAGAUACAUUCGCCAGGCUCACCCAUCAUCUCGCCGCAAGAUCUAGAGGAUGUCUCGAAGCUCGAAAGUGCCGAUGUAGACGACGGACGCAUCCCCCGCAAGACAAGUGUGCUGAGCUCCACCACCAUUGACGACGACGACGACGACGUGGGCGAUAACGAUGCCUUCGCUACAGAAUCGACGCAAUAUGGCGAUGUGCGCGUUCCGACUGUGUUGGAGUGGGACGGCAAGGGCGAGAAGGUCUUCGUCACGGGCACCUUCUGCAAGUGGGAGAAGAAGAUCAAGCUGCAUAAGAAUAAAGAUGGCAAGCAAGGAUUCUCGGCGGUUGUGCAGCUGCCUCCUGGCACCCAUCACGUCAAGUUCCUGGUCGAUAACGAGAUGUUGACUUCGAAUCAGUUGCCGACCACCGUGGAUUGGACGAACAUUUUGGUCAACUACAUCGAGAUAGUGGCGCCCGUGGCGCCCGUCAAGGAAGAUGAGAAGCAGCGGCCACCCGCGCCGGCUGUGCCCAUGGCGAUACCAGGAGCCGCUUUGACAGCGGGACAAGCGGCGGGAAGCGGCGAGGCUGCCGCAAGCCCCGAUCCACAAGUACCCGGAACAGAGGCGGACAUCCCGUCCACGCUGCAAGAAGCCGAAGGGAAGGGCGUACAAGUCGGAUCCGUGCCCAAGCCCAUACCAGGAGCCACUGCUGUUUCUGCCACACCUCGUGAAGAGUCCGCACAUACAACGCACGAUCCACAAGCCACGCCUGCGCCUCCUAAGCAGAAGCAGCCACGGCCGAGGUAUACUAACCAGAUCCCAGAGUUCCUGAUAGAUCUUGACAACUACAACACCCCUGAAGACGAACGCUUCCAGCGCGCUCAGAAAGUUGCCAACACAUUGCCGCAGCCCCCGAGCUUGCCAAUGUUCCUGAAUAAGAGCAUUCUCAACGGUGCGACGCCGCACAAGGACGAUGCUAGUGUUCUGAUCAUGCCGAAUCAUACUGUGCUCAACCACUUGGCUACUAGCAGUAUUAAGAGUGGAGUACUGGCGACAAGUGGCACGACGCGGUAUAAGCGGAAGUUCCUGACGACCAUCAUGUACAAACCAACCUCAGACGAUGGCUGA